Colletotrichum phormii is the source of this 1011-nucleotide messenger RNA. Its product is annotated as chitin synthase export chaperone. The coding region runs from base 1 to 1011 and encodes 336 amino acids. The transcript is spliced from 3 exons. Gene Ontology annotation, cellular component: endoplasmic reticulum membrane. The record is from RefSeq and is a predicted model, not a curated record. NCBI's taxonomy places the organism in Eukaryota, Fungi, Ascomycota, Sordariomycetes, Glomerellales, Glomerellaceae. Gene Ontology annotation, biological process: protein folding.
AUGUCAGGCUUCGGUGACUUCACCAAUAUCUGCCACAUGGCGCCACUGCCAUUGUGCGCAUCCAUCGGCCCCAUCACGGAGGUGACGAGCGGCGUUGGUAUUGAGCCGGACUGCUAUGCCCGUAAUAUCGAGUUGGCAAAUACCAUCAUUUUUGAAGGUGCUGCCAGUGCCAUGCACAUUGUGUCUCUGCUCAUGACCGUCGUCAUGAUCUUGCACAUUCGUGGCAAAUUCACUGCUGUUGGUCGCAAGGAAAUCCUCAUGUUCUUCUACAUCUAUAUGCUUCUGAGUUUCAUCUCACUCUGCGUCGAUGCAGGUGUCGUCCCCCCUGGAUCCGACCCCUACCCGUACUUCGUGUCAGUUCAAAACGGCUUGUCAUCGGCUCUGAUUACUUGCCUGUUGAUCAACGGCUUCGUCGGUUUCCAGUUGUACGAGGAUGGCACCUUCCUCUCCGUCUGGCUCCUGCGCGUCUGCUCUCUGGUGGCCUUUGCGAUAUGCUUCCUGGUCUCCCUUGCGACCUUCAAGUCAUGGGCUGGCCUGGGCCCCACCAACACCGUCGGCCUGUUCGUCGUCCUGUACUUGCUCAACGCUAUCGAGCUCUUCGUCUACGUUGCCCUGCAAAUCCUCCUCGUUGUUAGGACUCUCCAGGACCGCUGGCCGCUGGGCGACAUUGCCUUUGGCAUCUUCUUCUUCGUCGUUGGCCAGGUGAUCCUGUACGCCGUGAGCACCCAGAUCUGCACCGCCGUCAGCCACUACCUCGACGGCCUGUUCUUCGCCACCAUUUGCAACCUGUUGGGUGUCAUGAUGGUGUACAAGUACUGGGACUCCAUCACCCGCGAGGAUCUCGAGUUCUCAGUUGGAACUAGGAUGAACAACUGGGAAGUGAAGGAGCUGCUGCCGGAGGAGGACCGCCGUGCGACUGUUUACGACAACGACCCCUACAGCCAGGCUGGUGGCUACGAUCACUCCUACUCGCCCUCGCCGGCACCGGCGCGCUACUCUGCGAGGUACUGA